GGGGUAUGAGAGCGCCGCGGCUCACGUGACCCGGAGGAAGGGCGGGGCCGGGAGCAAGCCGCUUCGCGCGCUGUGGAACUGACUAGACCAAAGCUGCAGGAAAAUGGACAGUGAGGUACAACGGGAUGGAAGGAUCUUGGACUUGAUUGAUGACGCUUGGCGGGAAGACAAGCUACCGUAUGAGGAUGUUGCAAUCCCACUGAGUGAGCUUCCAGAGCCUGAGCAGGACAACGGCGGCACCACAGAGUCUGUGAAGGAGCAGGAGAUGAAGUGGACAGACCUGGCCUUGCAGUGCCUCCAUGAGAACGUCCCACCUGCUACAAACUGACGCCAGCCAGGUUUCUUUCCCUUGGAUAGAGUUUUCCAAAAUACAUAGAUCAAGCAUGUUCCUUCUCUGUCUUCGAAUUCAGAUCUUUGUGUAAUAAAUCAAUACUCAAAAAACCUA
Messenger RNA from Phodopus roborovskii (desert hamster), 445 nucleotides. It is a transcript of the gene Anapc13, whose product is annotated as anaphase promoting complex subunit 13. The transcript is spliced from 3 exons. Bases 104 to 328 code for a protein of 74 amino acids. Gene Ontology annotation, biological process: protein K11-linked ubiquitination. NCBI's taxonomy places the organism in Eukaryota, Metazoa, Chordata, Mammalia, Rodentia, Cricetidae. Gene Ontology annotation, cellular component: anaphase-promoting complex. The record is from RefSeq and is a predicted model, not a curated record.